Molecule: messenger RNA, 192 nt
Organism: Periconia digitata
Lineage: Eukaryota; Fungi; Ascomycota; Dothideomycetes; Pleosporales; Periconiaceae
Source: the annotation of a GenBank genome assembly
AUGGUGACAGGUCCGCGUGGUCUCGCCACAAAUUCUGGUCACUGGUAUCGUUGUACCAAUGGGCAUCCGUUUGCUGUUGGUGAAUGCGGAAUGCCAAUGGAGCGCGCUAGCUGCCCUGAGUGCGGCUCGCGUAUCGGUGGUUUGUACCAUCAACCUGAUGAAGGUGUCACUCGAGCAACGGAAAUGGAGUAG